UCUCGAUCGCUGCUCAUCUCUCUCGCCCAUCAUCCGUCUCUCUCAUCAUCAAUUCAGCACGUCGAAGCAAGUUAGCAAGUACGAUCAGCACACCCGCUAGCUAGCUAGUCGGUCGAUCAGCAAUGACGAUACGCCUCCCGGUGUCUAACGCUUGCCCGGCUGGGAUCUACGCUAGUCCGCAGCGCCAGCAGCGUGGCCACGCCUCGACGUCGACGACGUCCACCGCCGGCGCCGUUGCCGCGGUUGCCGCGCCACCUUCGACUUUCGCCCCCCAGACGACGCGGCUCUCGGCGCCGUCGACCAUCGCGGUGAACACCAGGCACGCGGCCCCGGUGGCUCCGGUCUUCGCGCCGGCGAGGAGAAAUGGUGACAAGACGACGCUGGCGAGCAUGUGGCGGGAGAUCCAGGGCGAAGGCGACUGGGCCGGCCUGGUGGAACCGCUGCACCCGCUCCUCCGCGCCGAGAUCGUUCGCUACGGCGAGCUCGUGGCGGCGACGUACAAGGCGUUCGACCUAGACGCCGGCUCCAAGCGGUACCUCAACUGUAAGUACGGCAAGGCGCGGAUGCUCGAGGAGGUCGGCAUGGCCGGCGCCGGGUACGCCGUCACGAGGUACAUUUACGCCGCGCCGGACGUCUCCCUCCCUGGCGUCGCGGGGGCUUGCCCGAGCCGGUGGGUUGGGUACGUGGCGGUGGCGUCGGACGAUACCGCGCGCCGGCUCGGCCGCCGGGACAUCGUCGUGUCGUUCCGGGGUACGGUGACAGGGUCGGAGUGGGUGGCCAACAUGAUGAGCUCGCUCGCGCCGGCGCGGUUCGACCCGGCGGAUCCUCGGCCGGACGUGAAGGUCGAGUCCGGAUUCCUGUCCGUGUACACAUCGGACGACGGCGCCGGCAGGUUUACCUGCGGCAGCUGCCGGAACCAGCUCCUCUCCGAGGUGACACGGCUCAUGAAACAAUAUAAGCACGAGGACGUGAGCAUCACGCUGGCCGGACACAGCAUGGGCAGCUCCCUCGCCCUCCUCCUUGGCUACGACCUCGCUGAGCUCGGCCUGAAUCGCGACGCAAGGGGCGACCAUGUGCCGAUCACCGUCUACUCCUUCGCCGGCCCAAGGGUUGGGAACAUGGGGUUCAAGAACCGGUGUGACGAGCUAGGAGUGAAGGUUCUGAGAGUGGUGAAUGUGAACGAUCCAAUCACAAAGCUGCCCGGCAUCUUCUUGAAUGAGAAAUCUAGAGUUUUGGGAGGCAGGUUAGAGCUUCCAUGGAGCUGUGCAUGCUACACACAUAUUGGCGUUGAGCUUGCCCUAGACUUCUUCAAGGCAAGAGACCCUGCGUGUGUGCAUGACUUGGAAGCUUACCUAGGCUUCCUCAAGUGCCUAAAGGUGGCAAAGGUUAAAAAACAAGGGGUGGAGCUGGCACGCAAAGCAAGAAAAUUCGAUCUACGACAAAGUUUUGAUGCUGCUUGGAGGUGGCAAAUGACUGCAAUUCAAGUUAGUGACUUGGUGCAAUCCCUAGGGAUUUAGAUUCAUAUACGGGGUCAGUUUCCAUUCCCAUGAUUUUUGAGGGAAAGGAAAUUAAGAUACCCCUGUAGAUUGACAUUUUUGUGUGGUAAAUAACACAAUGAAGAGUGCAGAUACUAGUCGGAAUAGUACAAGUUAACCGGAAAGACAAGAGAGACUAAUUAUACUGAGAUAUGUUUCUUGUUUAUUUCCUGAG
Molecule: messenger RNA, 1710 nt
Organism: Hordeum vulgare subsp. vulgare (domesticated barley)
Lineage: Eukaryota; Viridiplantae; Streptophyta; Magnoliopsida; Poales; Poaceae
Product: phospholipase A1 EG1, chloroplastic/mitochondrial-like
Exons: 1
Coding region: 123-1517 (464 amino acids)
Biological process (GO): lipid metabolic process
Cellular component (GO): chloroplast
Molecular function (GO): glycerophospholipid phospholipase A1 activity
Source: RefSeq, a predicted model, not a curated record